Molecule: messenger RNA, 1487 nt
Organism: Opisthorchis viverrini
Lineage: Eukaryota; Metazoa; Platyhelminthes; Trematoda; Opisthorchiida; Opisthorchiidae
Exons: 6
Coding region: 181-1215 (344 amino acids)
Cellular component (GO): endoplasmic reticulum
Molecular function (GO): calcium ion binding
Source: RefSeq, a predicted model, not a curated record
GGGCAUGCGCAUGACACCCGAAAUCAUGCCUGAUUCUUCUAACCCUGGUUUUGAUCUGCUGGGAUGCGGUUGUGACCAUUCCUCAUUACCAGGACUGUGGACCAAUGAGAGCUCGGUAUUUUCAGCACGCUGUCUGCCUGGUUGUCGUGCCGACGGCUGACUUACGUGUUUAUUUCCAGGAUGCGUCGGUUGAUUUCCGUGAUUGCGUUGUGUUUGACGCUAGGAUUAGUGACAACAUCUGUAGCAAAGCACCCACAGUCAGAUCACAAGUCUCGAGUUAGUGAACAGGAUCUAAGUGCUGAACAACACACGAUCGACGGCGAGCACAAUCCCAAAUACGACCAGGAUGCUCUUUUUGGCAAGGCUGCCGACGACUUCCGUGGUUUACCAGACAGUGCAAAAGAAUCUCGGUUGAAGAGCCUGUUCAUCCAAAUGGAUACGAAUAGCGAUGGAUUCCUCAGUACUGAUGAGCUGCACCAGUGGUUGAAAGGCAAUGCCAUGGAACAGUGGUCCGAAUAUGGGCUAAAGCCGUCCGAUAUGUUGACGUGGGAAUUUUACAAGCAGAAAGUUACCGAGCCUGAUGGCGAAUAUGAAGGUGGGAUGGUCUUUCUUGUUUUGGUUACUUUUAGUUCGAUUAUUAUUGGUAUGGUUUACUUCAAUCCCUUUUUGAUGUUCAUAUUUGGCUCCUCAGACAAAGACGAGGAAUCGAGACAGAAGUUCUUGGAACGUGACAGACGUCGUUGGGAUUUGGCCGAUGCUAACCAUGAUGGCGUGUUGAGCUUUACGGAAAGUGCGGCGUUCUUCAAUGCUGAGUCACAUCCAGAAAUGCAAGACGUGGUGGUUCAGGAGACAAUUGAAGAAAUGGACCAUGACCAUGACGGAUACAUCAGCCAGAAGGAAUAUAUAGACGAUCUCUGGGUCCCCUCGAGCCCUUCUGAAGAAGAACCCGACUGGAUCAAAGACGAACGAAAACACUUCGACGACGAGCGUGACAAAGAUCACGAUGGGAAACUGGAUAAAGAAGAGGUCAGGGCGUGGAUUUUCCCUCCCGGUGACGAUCAUGUUGAGUCCGAAGUAUCACACCUACUUCACAGUUGUGAUAAAGAUGGAGAUGGAAAAUUAUCAGAGCAGGAACUGGUUGGUUGUCAUGAGACGUUGAUUGGCAGUGCGGUGACAAAUUACGGCGAGUUAUUGGCCGAACAUGACGAAUUGUAAAGGCCCUGUAGACCUUCGAACGAUGUAUGUGUUUGACACCACUCCUUUGGAACCCGGUCACUUUGUCUUGCUUCUUUUUGAGGACGCAUCCUUGAUUCAACAAGAGGGAGGAGCAUUCGUCCCACUUCUAUGAUCCCCAUUUCUGUUUCCUCGAUCCCAGUUCACUUGUACCGUGCACCAUAUCUUGUUUGUCUCUAAUCAAGUGGCUAUCUCACAGCGCGAAUAAACUGUUUUUUCCCCCAGAAAGUUCUUUUAAAGAAAUUAAAAACGAA